CGCGGCAGCCGGGAGCUGGCCGGGGCGGCCGCGGGGUUUGGAUACUCGGAGGUUUGGGAGACUCCGGGCUGCUCGGGAGUGGUAGGGCCACUCGGGACUCCGCGGAGACGAUGGCAAAGGAAGAAGGAUCAUCUGUAGAACCCCGGCAAAGGAAAAAGCAAAGAACUUCAGGAAGUCAGGAAGCCAAAGCAGAGAAGAUCCGCAGAACCCCAGCUCCUGAAAGAGCUCCAAAAUAUGUAUCAUUUCAACGUUUUGCAAAGAUCGUCAUUGGCUGUCUCGCAGCCGUUAUUAGUGGUAUGAUGCAUGUUUUCUACUUGUCAGCUUACCAUGAACGGAAAUUCUGGUUUUCCAACAGGCAGGAGCUCGAGCGAGAGAUCACCUUCCAGGGAGACAGCGCUAUUUACUACUCCUACUAUAAAGACAUGCUGAAGGCGCCGUCAUUCGAGAGAGGUGUGUAUGAGCUGACGCACAAUAACAAAACCGUCUCCCUGAAGACUAUCAACGCCAUGCAGCGGAUGGCUUUGUAUCCAGAGCUUAUUGCCAGUGUGCUCUAUCAAGCAACUGGCAGCAACGAAGUGAUUGAGCCCGUGUAUUUCUACAUUGGCAUUGUGUUUGGACUACAAGGAAUGUAUGUCACGGCUCUAUUUGUUACAAGUUGGCUUAUGAGUGGCACGUGGCUAGCAGGAAUGCUUACUGUUGCGUGGUUCCUAAUUAACAGGGUGGACACAACAAGAAUCGAGUACUCCAUUCCUUUAAGAGAAAACUGGGCUCUACCGUAUUUUGCAUGCCAAGUUGCUGCACUUACAGGCUAUUUAAAAAGAAAUCUAAAUACUUAUGCAGAGAGGUUUUGCUACCUGUUGCUGAGUACCUCGACGUACACUUUCAUGAUGGUGUGGGAGUACAGCCACUACGUCUUGUUUCUUCAGGCAGUAUCCCUGCUGCUGCUAGAUAUCUUCUCAGUGGAACAAAGUGACAAGGUUUAUGAAGUAUAUAAAGUCUACAUAUUUUCUCUCUUCCUUGGGUAUUUACUACAGUUUGAGAAUCCAGCUUUAUUGGUGUCUCCUUUAUUAAGUUUAGUAGGAGCGUUCAUGCUUGUUAAGUGCCUUCAGCUGAAUGGGAAAAAAGGAACUUUUGUGGCUAAAGUAAUCAAAGUGUUUGAGUUUUACUUGUUAUGUACCCUGCCGGUGACCUUGAAUCUUAUAGUGAAGAUGUUUGUUCCACACAAAGAAAAUGAGCAUGUGCUGAAAUUUCUUGAAGUCAAAUUUGGACUAAAUAUGACUAAGAAUUUUACAUUGAACUGGCUCCUUUGUCAAGAAUCUCUCCAGGCACCAUCCCAGGAUUUUUUUUUCCGAUUGACCCAAUCUUCCCUAUUGCCAUUCUAUGUUUUAGUGUUAAUUAUUUGUCUUCUUUCUAUGACACAAGUCUUUUUUAGGCGGAUGAGUGGCAAGUCUAAGAAAGAAACUGUAACUCUUGAAGAUGGGAGAAUUGGAGAAAGGCCAGAAAUAAUUUAUCAUGUAAUUCACACUCUGUUGCUGGGCUCUCUUGCAAUGCUUAUGGAAGGCUUGAAAUUCAUUUGGACUCCUUACGUGUGCAUGUUGGCAGCAUUUGGUGUAUGUUCCCCCGAACUUUGGAUGACACUUUUAAAGUGGCUUCGAUUAAGAACUGUACACCCAAUGUUGUUGGCUCUUAUUCUGAGCAUGGCGGUACCCACUAUUAUAGGUCUUAGUUUGUGGAAAGAGUUUUUUCCACGAUUAAUUACAGAAUUAACAGAACUACAGGAAUUCUAUGAUCCAGAUACAGUGGAACUUAUGACCUGGAUAAAGAGGCAAGCUCCAGUUGCAGCUGUGUUCGCAGGAAGCCCACAGUUGAUGGCUGUGAUUAAGCUGUGUACUGGGUGGACAGUGACAAGCCUGCCACUGUACAGCGAUGACGACCUUCUCCAGAGAAAUGAAAACAUUUACCAAAUCUAUUCAAAGCGAUCUGCUGAGGAUAUUUAUAAAAUCCUGACAUCUUAUAAAGCUAACUACCUAAUUGUAGAAGAUGCCAUCUGCAAUGAGAUGGGAACCACGAGAGGCUGUCGGGUUAAAGACUUACUAGAUAUUGCAAAUGGACAUGUGGUUUUCGAAGAAGGUGACAAAUUAACCUAUUCAAAAUAUGGACGAUUUUGUCAUGAGGUCAAAAUUAACUACUCUCCAUAUGUGAAUUACUUCACUAGAGUAUACUGGAACAGAUCCUACUUUGUGUAUAAAGUCAACACUGUGAUUUCCUUCCAAUCUUGAAAAACAACAGAGCCUUCAUUUCAGAGACAUGUUGCUUGAAGUCAAGUGCAGUUUUCUUGAGCCUGCACGGUUUCUCACAGAUAGAGUGUGGGCAUCUGAAACGCUGCUGCUCUUCCUGCGCCUGCUGAUUCCUGGGUUUAGAGAUUCCUUGGCAGUAGAUGAUGAGAUGUUGAUGUCGUCCAGUCCACCACUGUGUCUUUCUGACAGCUUUCUUCCUUAGUACAUGACGUAAAGCUUUCCCUGUAGUGUCACCUCAUAAAUCUUACUCCAGAAUAUCAGUCUUUAUUUGAAUAUUUUCCAAGGUCAGUGUUUACUUCAAAAACAUAAUUUUCAAUUAAGUACUUAAUGUGAUUUAAUUCUAUGAUACAAGAGAAAAUUCUCCAAGGAAGUUUGUAACAGAUGUAAUUAUUUUACAAUAUUUUAAGAAUAAUUGAAAUGUUAGUUAAAAAUAUGUGACAUUUAAAUUAAAAUGGAAAAAAUAUAAAGGAAAGUUGAUUGUUUUUAUGAUGCUGUUGCUGUCAUCUGCUGCUCAGGUGAGCGAGCACAUCCUUAGGGGAACAGGACGAGCCCAUACGUUUAAUUGUUUCACGGCUAUUAAGUGAUUGCCUUUUCUCACUUAUGCCCACUAAGUUGAUAACAGUUUAAUCAUGCUCAGACAGCAACUCCUGUUAAUAGACACAUACGUGCCUAUGUAAAUGGACAUUUAAAAUAAUUUUAUACAAUCUAGCCACAUUUUCUCUGGACAUAUUAACACUGUCACAACAAUAAUGUGUGCACUAGCGUGCAGCAGUUUCUGGAGAUGUGUGCAGGUGCUUUUCAAUGUAAGAGCAAACAGAGAGUUGAGUUAACUUCUCCACAGUUCAGAGUGUAAAUGCUAUAAAUGCUAUGUUCCCUCGUGUAUUUUCAUGUUUGUGUCAUUAAAGGAAAUUGUAAACCAGUGUGGUACCUCACGCCUUUAAUCCCAGCACUUUCGAGGCAGAGGCAGGUGAAUCUCUAUGAGUUUGAGGCCAGCCUAGCCUACAUAGUGAGUUCCAGGACAGCACACAAAGCAAUAUAGGUAAGACCCUGGGUUUUUUGGGGGGGUAGGGAAGAAAUUCUAAAUUAAUAUGGCCUCAUAAAGAGAUUCAGGAUAGAUAAAAGCCUGUAGAGAAAUGGUUUUAAUACGAUGCAUAUUUAAUUUUACAUGAUAAAAUUGUUUUGUGAACAGGUUCUAUAAUUUUAUUUUAUUAGAAUGCUAUA
This is a messenger RNA of Mus caroli (Ryukyu mouse), 3518 nucleotides long. RefSeq names its product dpy-19 like 4 (gene Dpy19l4). Gene Ontology annotation, cellular component: nuclear inner membrane. Gene Ontology annotation, molecular function: mannosyltransferase activity. Lineage: Eukaryota; Metazoa; Chordata; Mammalia; Rodentia; Muridae. The record is from RefSeq and is a predicted model, not a curated record.